CAACCUGUCCAAGCAGCGGGCAUCUCUAAUGUGUGUGUGAGCGUGUGCGUGUGUGUGUAUAUUCUUUCCCCCCUCUCUUCGUGCGCUGUGGUUUUAUUUGUGCCGCCGGCCGACCAGCAUGCAGGUGUCUCUGGCCCUCCUCGUCUCCAGCUCGGCGCUGCUGCUGCUGCUCCAGGGAUGCUGCACCGUCGUCAAGGGAUGGAAGGUACUAAAGAAUGAUGCUACGGAGAUUUUACCGGAGUACAGAGAAAACACUCGGACACCCCAGGAGGCAAUACCACAGGCGAACAACGGCAGCAAUAACAGCAACAGCAACAGUAUGAAUAACAGGGCGAAAAACGGUGGAAGAGGCGCGAACUCAGUCUCCUUCAGUGCCUCAGAGCUGAGCUGUAGGGAGCUGCGUUCCACCCGUUACAUCACCGACGGAUCUUGCCGCAGCGCCAAACCCGUCAGGGAGCUGGUGUGCUCGGGCCAGUGCAUGCCAGCGCACCUCAUGCCGAACUCCAUCGUCCGGGGAAAGUGGUGGAGGAGCAGCGCCUCGGACUACCGCUGCAUCCCGGCGCACUCGCGGACGCGCAGGGUCCAGCUGCAGUGUCCUAACGGCAACACACGGACUUACAAAAUCCGCGUGGUCACCUCCUGCAAGUGCAAGCGCUUCAGGCCCCACCACAACCAGUCGGUGGCCAAGGAGGUCCCGAAGACGCAACGCAACAAGAAGCACAGUCGUUCGCCUCAAGAGCGGAAAAAGAACAACACACCAGUGACAGGCAACUCGUACUGAUGUGGCUCUCCAGCAUCUGAGGACAAAGACUGAAGCACAUUCACUCACUCACACACACACACACACACUCACUCACACACACACACACACACACACACACACACACCGACCAACAUAUUUCCUUCAGAUAGGGAGAAGAUGCAAGAGAAAUUUCAAAGAGAGCGAAUUCAUAAGCUAAUUGCUGGGCUGAUGUUAAGUCAUUCGUCUUUUAUUUUUCAGCCACUUGUCAGCACAUUUGUGAACUUUUGCUUAUUUGCAUGAGUCAGUGCCAGGACUUGCCACGACUGCGACUGGUCAGGAGAUGUUGCACCACGUCGGAUAAUAUGUAUCUGAUCACCCCAACAGCUCAAAAGCCUCCCUGAGCUCGGUCUCCGUCUUGCACUCAGCCACAUUUCAUUUAAGCAUAAUGAGAAGUACUCCCCGAGGCCUCAGGCCCAUCUGUACAAACAUCCAGCGGAUGCAGAGCUACACCGCACCACGGCUCUGUUUAAAGCUGAAAAGGUGUAUCUCCGCUCCAAAGUGGUUGUAAUCCAUCUCCUUUUUGGCUGUGUGUGGAGGAGAUGGUGGCAGCUCUGGGGGCUCUGAUGGUGGGAUGUUGACAGUUUUGCAGAGGGCCUGGCGUGCACGGCGGUCCACGCGGCUCUCUGACAGCCCGCUAAAGGCCUCACUCAUCAGGACAGACCUACAGCACCCCUCCCCCCCACCACCACCUCUGCAGCAGCAGCCCCAACCAGGCCUGUCAGUUACAGUAGCGCCUUUUCCCACGACUAGAUACAGAGAGUGAGGAGAGACUGGGAGAGAAAGCAGUUUCCUCAGCACUAACACCACAGGGGGCACUGGGCAUUCCUGUGACUCCUCUUAAUUACUAAAUGAGCCCAUUCCUGUGUUAGCAUUUGAGUCAUAAAAAGCCAUUUCCUCUAGCCAGUUCCUGUUUGCUGGAAUCACAUACAAAAAGUGCACAUGUGUGUAGGAGGCAUCAGAAAAUUGUGCGUGGUUGUGUUGUUACCUAGGGGCAGAGCGCUCUCCAACACGCCCACACCGGAAUUCUUUUGCAACGGGCCAAAUAGAGCAGCGAUCAGCCAUCGACAGCCCAAAUCCCUCUGUUGUGUCAGCCUGUAAGAUUCAAGAACACCUCCGUUCCUCUCUGCACCACCCUGUAAAUAGCUCAGACAGGAAAGAUAGGAAUAAAAAUAACCUAAUGAUAACAAUAAUUCAGUUUUUAUCAUUGUGUUGACUGCUGCAAUCCGGCGGGAAGAGGAAGCGGCGAUACCCAGUCUGUCAGCACAGACGACACAACCUCCUUCCUCGAGCGACGCCUCAGACGGGACCGAACUUCACGAAGAAUACUCACAAUGUUUCCGCAUAUUGUCAGCACUCCGUUGUUUUUUUUUUUUUCCCGGCUCAUGUUGCUUCCUGAUUUUUCUUUUUUUUUUUUGUUUUGGGGUUGUCUAAACUGUACUGACAAUGUUUGCUUCUUUUUCCGACUUCUAUGUUUUGAAAUAGCAACUGGAAGGGGGGUUUAUUAUCGUGUAAGAGCUGAGAGCUGCGACGCGAACCUGUGUGGUCUUCUGCAGUGGUGCCCUCACAUGACGGGCUGUUAAAGAGA
Seriola dumerili (greater amberjack) is the source of this 2387-nucleotide messenger RNA. It is a transcript of the gene sost, whose product is annotated as sclerostin. NCBI's taxonomy places the organism in Eukaryota, Metazoa, Chordata, Actinopteri, Carangiformes, Carangidae. Gene Ontology annotation, biological process: negative regulation of BMP signaling pathway; negative regulation of Wnt signaling pathway; ossification. Gene Ontology annotation, molecular function: BMP binding. The record is from RefSeq and is a predicted model, not a curated record. Bases 119 to 781 code for a protein of 220 amino acids. The transcript is spliced from 2 exons.